ACCAUCUACCGUACUGUACCGUACGACCCAACUUGCAUCAAACACGGCCGGACUGAGCUGCGCGUCAUCACGACACGCCUUCCAACACGAGCGGCGGUGACGUUUCGCACUCAACGCGGGAGAACCUCCGACACCCCGCUACUAGCCUCCACCGCCUUGGGUGCUUUUGGCGACAUCCACAUAAUACGUAUACUUCGUUUUGGAACCUAUUGCGCUCCAACCUGCCAUAUGCAAGAUGAGUUCAGUUCCCAUUGACCACGCACCCCAAGUGCGACGCAAAAACUCUUGCCGGCAUCAACCGCUCAAGGUUCCAAAGACUCUCAGACACGGAAGCGUUCAACACGGAAGCGUUCAACAAGGAGUACGAGGUGGACUACACGGUCCAAGUAUUGGAUGGGGAGAAACACACGGGCUUUGCAGAGAUUGUGGCACACAUUUGACGAAACAGGACAUGGAAGGGUUUGAACAUUGGUGUGCGGAUAACGCCUACCGAUACUGGGCUGAUCCCAGUGGCCCCAUCAUGACUUCUAAUGUCAUCAUCAUAGACGACCCGCAACCAUCUGCCAUGAUUCCAAUCAUUCGGGAACUCAAUCCGAAAUGCAAGAUCAUAUUUCGCAGCCAUAUCGAAGUGACUGCAUCUCUCGCCGACGAUCCAUCCACUGAGCAACACCAUGUUUGGCAGUAUCUCUGGAAGUUCAUCAAGGAGAGUGAUAUCUUCGUGUCGCAUCCGAUAUCAUUCAGCGAUACUUUUGUAAGAAUAUCAUUGGGAAACGCUAUCGCCACACGAGAAAUUGCUAUUCCCACAAUUAACGUUAGAGUAGGGUUAGGGCUUGGGUCAGGGUUGAUAUCACUCUGAGAGGUAACAAGGCUGGCCCGUGGCCGUUACGUGAGUGUUUCGCUCAUAGUUGAAUAGUAGA
Messenger RNA from Fimicolochytrium jonesii, 917 nucleotides. RefSeq lists its product as uncharacterized. The record is from RefSeq and is a predicted model, not a curated record. Lineage: Eukaryota; Fungi; Chytridiomycota; Chytridiomycetes; Spizellomycetales; Powellomycetaceae. The transcript is spliced from 7 exons. Bases 236 to 856 code for a protein of 206 amino acids.